AUGAAGUUCACUAUUGCCGCAUCGCUCAUGGGAAUGGCCGCCGCCUUUGCCCCUCUUGACACUACCGUUACCAGAACCGAGACCUCGCUCAACUUGUGGGGAGAACCAACAGAAAAGGAUGGCGAAGGAGGCGAAAAGUCCAAGGCACUUCCAUUUGCCCCACGACCCAAGCUUCUUGACGGAACACUUGCAGGAGAUGUCGGAUUCGAUCCCUUUGGAUUCGCAGGUGCCGACAAGGAAAGUCUUAUUUACAUGCGUGAAGCCGAGGUUAAGCACUGUCGUCUUGCUAUGCUUGCUGCUGCCGGAUGGCCUAUUGCCGAAAUUUUUGACAAGCCCAUCGCCGAUGCCGCUGGUCUUCCGUCGCUUCUCACAAAGACUGGAGAAUCCCCAUCCCUUUUGAACGGUGGUUUGGACAAGAUCGACGUUGCCUACUGGGCCGCCGUCGUCUCUCUUGCCGGAAUUGUCGAAAUUGAGAGCGCCAAGAUGAAGGAAGAGAAGGGCAAGGCUUACAUUAUUGGAGACUGCAACUUCGACCCUCUUAAUCUCUUGCCAGAAGACAAGGCCGGACAAAUGACCAUGAUGACGAAAGAAAUCAAGCAUGGACGAAUUGCCAUGAUGGCCCUCCUUGGAUACGUCAUUCAAGAGGCAAUCUACGGAACCCCAGUUGUUCAACAAACUCCAUUCUUCUUCACCCCAGCUUUGUAA
This is a messenger RNA of Cylindrotheca closterium, 705 nucleotides long. NCBI's taxonomy places the organism in Eukaryota, Bacillariophyta, Bacillariophyceae, Bacillariales, Bacillariaceae. The record is from the annotation of a GenBank genome assembly.